Rangifer tarandus platyrhynchus (Svalbard reindeer) is the source of this 486-nucleotide messenger RNA. The record is from the annotation of a GenBank genome assembly. NCBI's taxonomy places the organism in Eukaryota, Metazoa, Chordata, Mammalia, Artiodactyla, Cervidae.
AUGGGGCCCGGCGAGGGCGCGUCCCGGCGGCCCCUCUGCGCGCCGCCCCCGGCUGCCCCUGGCGGCCCGGCGCACACAGAUGGCAGCCCGGGCGCAGCUGCCCGCCGGGCUCGCGGGGGCCACAAUCAGCCCAGUGUUCGCUGCCCCCAGGUUGGACAGGAGGCCGGGCACACCUGCGCGGCGCAGAUGGUGCCGCCCGCGGCAGCAGGCACCGAGGACCCUCUAGGGACCCGGAGGCGGGACGAAAGCAGGGGGAUGGGAGGGGUAGAGGGGGUGGGGGUGGGGUCCUUCCCUCCCUCCCCGCCUGGUGAUUCCUUUCAAAGUCUGGAAUCUGGGGAAGGAGCCACUGAGAAAAUCGCAUUGGGCUGUGGGACCAAGCCAAGCCCCCGCCCGUCCCUUCACCAUGCCAUGCCCUGCGCCCCUGGCCCAGAGGCCUCCCCAGCCCCCCUCGCUGCAAAAGUGAGUGAGUCCCUUUUGGUAACCUAA